GGCCUGAGACGGCCAACCCUACAGCGACGGCUGAACGCAGGCGCAGACUCAUGUGGCGCCAUCCGGAGUGACGACUGCCGGAACAGUGCCGUACUAGCGCAGGCGCAGUUAACUCCACAGCCGUGAAGCCAGCCAGGGUGCCGGUCGGACGCAGGCGCAGAGGCUCCGGUGUGCCGGCCGCCGGCAGGGCCUCAUACCGCUCGGAUUAUCAGCUCGAAGAAGCCGCCUUGUGUGUGAGUGCCAGGCCGGGAGGAAGAGGCACCUUCACAGGGGAGGGUCAGCUGGACCGGAAACGCUUGAAGUUGGAGCAUAAAAUGCAUUUAAGAGGAAUCUAAGUUAACACAUGGGAGAAAAAGAGGAAGGUGGUGUUGCUAAGUGAUAACAGAGCGGCUGGAGCUGAGCAGAUGAACCGUGAAGGUGCCCAGGAGAAGAGUCCUGAAGAGAUGUAUAUCCAGCAGAAAGUGCGAGUGCUGCUGAUGUUGAGGAAGAUGGGAUCAAAUCUCACUCCAAGUGAAGAAGCAUUUCUCCGAACCUAUGCAGGAGUAGUGAACAGCCAGCUUAGUCAACUUCCACAGCAUCCGAUUGAUCAAGAUGCUGCCAGACCAACUGCUGAGUUUCUCCAGCAUUUUGUUUGUUUCAGGUUUCCUGCAUCUGGGCGGUCCUGGGAGCCAGUGGUGCGAGUCUGCUGCUCCACAAGAUUAGUGAGUCAGUACCCCCUCUCCAAGGAUGCAAACUCAGUCCCCUACUGUACUCCCUCUGUGUUGCCAAAUUCGGAACAAAUGCCAUCUACAAGUUUGCUUACAGCACCACCUAACAACGAUGAGUCAAAAUACAGAAGGGAGAUGGAGGGCUUGAUGAUGUGGUGCAAUAAUAACCUCUCUGUCAACGUCAAUCUACAUCAACAGAGAUAAGGUUGAGAGGGUGGAGAGUGUCAUGGUCCUCCGAGUGAUGAUAACCAGAAACCACUCCUGGACUUCCCAAGUAGAUGUGACAGUCAAGAAGACACGACAAUGACUCUUCCUCAGGCGACUCAGGAACUUUGGGAUGUCCAGAAGGACCCUCAGCAACUUCUACAGAUGCACCAAUGAGAGCAUACUAUCUGGGUCCGUAAUGGACUGGUAUGGCAACAGCUCUGCCCAGGACCAUAAGAAACUACAGAAGGUGGUGUGCACAGCCCAGACCAUCACGGAAACCAACCUUCCAUCCAUGGUCUCCAAUUACAGAGCUCACUGCCAUGGAAAGGCUGCUAACAUUAUCAAAGGUCCAUCGCACCCUGGUAAUCACCGAUAACCUCUUCUGUCAGGCAGAAGGUACAGAAGCCUGAACACGUGCACCUGCAGAUUCAGGAACAGUUUCUUCCUUGCUGUUAUUAGACUGAUGAAUGAGCUGUCUAGCCUCAAAUAAUGCUGAUUUUUCUAACAUUGACCGUACCUAGCACAUGCCCUGUGUAAC
Molecule: messenger RNA, 1452 nt
Organism: Chiloscyllium plagiosum (whitespotted bambooshark)
Lineage: Eukaryota; Metazoa; Chordata; Chondrichthyes; Orectolobiformes; Hemiscylliidae
Source: RefSeq, a predicted model, not a curated record